Messenger RNA from Nanorana parkeri, 1639 nucleotides. RefSeq names its product immunoglobin superfamily member 21 (gene IGSF21). Bases 211 to 1611 code for a protein of 466 amino acids. Gene Ontology annotation, biological process: heterophilic cell-cell adhesion; homophilic cell-cell adhesion. Lineage: Eukaryota; Metazoa; Chordata; Amphibia; Anura; Dicroglossidae. The transcript has 10 exons. The record is from RefSeq and is a predicted model, not a curated record. Gene Ontology annotation, cellular component: adherens junction.
UGGGAGAGCCAUUUGAUGCCAGGCUGUGGCUGCUGCAGGCAGUGAGGGACAGAGCCGCCGAGGACAGGCUCCUACACCCGGCCAGCGCUCUCCUCCUCACCCGCCCGGAGGGGGGGCUCCUGCAGGCGAUGUGCCCGCAUCAGCGCCGGGCUCCGGGCAUCCCCGGCUUGCACCCAGGCGUGUGAAACAGAUGGAGGUACCGGGGUCGGCAUGGGAAUGAUGAGCUGCCCCGGGGUCAGCGUCUUGCUGUUUUCCCUCCUGCACCUGGCUCUAGGAUAUUUAACGGUCACCAUCGAGCCGCUUCCUCCCGUGGUGGUGGGAGACGCGGUGACCCUAAAAUGCAACUUCAGGACGGACGGGCGGAUGCGGGAGAUCGUGUGGUACCGGGUGACAGACGGGGGCACCAUCAAGCAGAAAAUCUUCACAUUCGAUGCCAUGUUCUCCACCAACUAUUCUCAAAUGGAGAAUUAUCGCAAGAGGGAAGACCUGCUGUACCAGUCCACCGUGCGGCUGCCGGAGGUGCGCAUUUCAGACAACGGACCCUACGAAUGCCACGUUGGGAUCUACGACCGGGCCACGAGGGAGAAAGUGGUCCUGGCAUCGGACAACGUGUUUCUCAAUGUCAUGUCCCCUCCUAUCUCCAUCGCAGUGAUCGCUGCCGAUACGCCGGCUCCAUUCAGCAGGUACCAAGCCCAGAAUUUCACCCUGGUGUGCAUUGCGUGCGGAGGAAAGCCAGCUCCACAGGUUUAUUUCAAGCGGGACGGGGAAUUGAUAGAAGUCAUUCCCAUGUUGGAGCCGCCACCUGCCGCUGCUGGACUGAUGAAUAACCGGGGCUCCCGGAACCUCCUAAACCGAGACAUGGAUGAUACUAAAAUGCAAAAAUCCCUUUUACUUUUGGACACGGAGGAACGGGGACCGAACACUUUCACGGAGAUCCCACUCCGCGGACGCAGCUCUGACCAAGGGCCCAUGUCCAGCCCGGUGACCGAGGCCAUUCCAGAGACAGUGGUCAGCUUGGAGUUCCCACGUUGGGUCCACAGUACAGACCCUACUUAUUUCUUCCACCAAAUGCAUCUUCCAAUGAGCGAUGGGACAGUGGAGGUCCGAGCUAUGCUCACGUGGACCCUAAACCCGCAAGUAGACAAUGAAGCACUCUUCAGCUGUGAGGUCAAGCACCCGGCACUGACCAUGCCCAUGCAGUCGGAGGUCACAUUAGCUGCUCCGAGAGGGCCCAAAAUAACGAUGACGCCAACCAGAGCUCGUGUGGGGGACACGGUCCGCAUGGUAGUGCAAGGCUUUCAGAAUGAAGUCUUUCCUGAGUCUCUCCUUACAUGGACCCGGGUUGGCGGGAGGCUGCUGGAUGGCAGCUCAGAGCAUGACGGGAAGGAGCUGGUCCUGGAACGGGUCCCAGCUGAACUAAACGGCUCUAUGUACCGAUGCACAGCUCAGAAUCCGCUGGGUUCUACAGACACGCAUACCAGAUUAAUAGUAUUUGAAAAUCCCAAUAUUCCGAGGGGAACAGAAGACUCAAACGGUUCCAUCCCGGUGUACAGCUACUCCAGACCCUUACUGGUGCUCUUAUUAAUGACAGUGAUCCUGGAACUCACGUGAAAUUCGGAAUGCUUGCCUAACUCCCCCC